UGCGUGCGACGUGUACAGAUAUCCGUGAGUUCAUUUUACGCGUGGGCCGUUCCCUUAAUCACGACCGUUGAUCUCUGGUGUCGAGAGCUUCUAGCUUUUCGCGUACCCCGUAUCGUCUUUAAAAUCCCGUACUCGUCGGAGAAGAUAUAACCGGCGGCGAUAUGGGAGACAUGGACGAUGACGACGACCACGACGACGAAGGCGGAGACGGAGAAGCGCUGGCCGAUCAGCAAAUGACGACUGUAUCUCGUCAUGCUUUCGGCGACUCUGAGAGAACCGCCUUCUCUAUAUCGAUAAUCGAGAACAUGAAAGAAGACUACGGCUUAUUUGUGUGGCCAUGUAGCAUCAUCUUGGCCGAGUAUGUUUGGCAACAGAGAUUGCGUUUUUCCGGGAAUCGUGUCGUCGAGCUCGGUGCAGGUACUUGCUUACCUGGGUUGGUAGCUGCCAAAGUUGGCUCCUUUGUCACCCUUACCGAUGAUGCAAACAGAUUGGAGGUGCUGGCCAACAUGAGAAGAGUGUGUGAUCUAAAUAAUCUAAACUGUGAAGUAUUAGGACUGACAUGGGGAGUUUGGGAUGCAUCCAUAUUUAGUUUACAUCCGCAAAUUAUUCUAGGGGCUGAUGUUCUUUAUGAUGCACGUGCCUUUGACGACCUCUUUGCUGCUGUGGCAUUUCUGCUCCAAAGUAAUCCAGGAUCAGUUUUCAUAACAACUUAUCAUAAUCGAAGUGGUCAUCAUCUUAUUGAGUUUCUAAUGGUCAAAUGGGGACUCAAAUGUGUGAAGCUUCUUGAUGGUUUUUCGUUGUUGCCAUCCAAUAAGGCAGCUAGGCUUAAUGGAAACAUUCAAUUAGCAGAGAUUGUGUUGAACCAUGAGCGGAUUGAGGAAACUUUUUCCUCUGGUGCCGGAUGAUUAUGUGGUUUAGUUCAUUUAUAUAUUUGUUGAUGUAUGCUGCUUUUUGUAGCACAAAUGAACUACACCGUUAAAGACAAGCUCAAGGCUUGGUCUGAAGAAAACAGGGCCUUGCGCUGAAGGAUCAGCUUGUAGUACGUGUUAUCAAAAGUUGUUGAAGAAGGAUCCAUAGUCGCUCCAGCGUUCUUUGCCUUGUUGUUGAUCGGGCAAACACUCCUUAAGCUCGCUGCAAAUGAGGGAUGCAUCUUAGGGUCUAUGUCGUGCGU
Theobroma cacao (cacao) is the source of this 1171-nucleotide messenger RNA. Lineage: Eukaryota; Viridiplantae; Streptophyta; Magnoliopsida; Malvales; Malvaceae. The record is from RefSeq and is a predicted model, not a curated record.